Messenger RNA from Hymenoscyphus albidus, 1202 nucleotides. NCBI's taxonomy places the organism in Eukaryota, Fungi, Ascomycota, Leotiomycetes, Helotiales, Helotiaceae. The record is from the annotation of a GenBank genome assembly.
AUGGAAGGUCAGUCAUACCCACAUGGUUCUUCUUACUUCCGGGAACGAAGAGAUUUAGAAACCCUAUCAGACAUCAAUGAAGAAAGAUUUGGGAGACCGGGGAAGUGGAAGUGGAAGCGGAAGCCUGGUGGUUCCCCAGAAGUCCAGAGAACCUUCAUUACAUUGCAUGAACUGAAGUAGAUGCAAGGGAACUGAACCCAUGUGAAGGUCUCCAUCUUCAGUGGAUUUCAAUUACAAAUAAGCCUCUCUUCAUCUCGUCAACCCCCACAUCUCUCAACCUCACAGACAUUUCUCUCUCCUCAGAGACUGAGCUCACUCCCAACGCGAAACCUGCAAUGCCCUUCCACAACCAAUUGGAGUAUACGAUCGAAACCCGCGACCGUCAUACUCUCAAAUAUCCACGCAAAAUGAGCAACCAGAUCUGGUUCGCGGGAGCCAAUUACCAAGCCGUUCGCCGACCCCAUCGCUCCCGCGCCCACCAUGCAGCUCAAUAUGAGGAACUCAGACACCAAGAAGAAGAAGUCCGAAAGCUUGCCGAGAAAGUCAGAAGGUUGGAGUCUCAAGUCGCCGAGGGUGAAAAGGAGGAACUACUACGCGGUGUUCGAGAAGAAGAGUUCAAAAAGGGGGAGAAAGCUGGUCUAGCCAGGGCAGAGAAGAAGGAGCAGGAAGAGGCAAGGUUGAAAGCUUUGAUCAAAGAAGGGGUCGCUGCUGCUUCUGGAGGCGGAGGUGGGAACGGUGGUGGUAAGCGACCGAUGCUUCCGCCCCCAGCCAGUCAUGGAGACGAUGACAACAACAACUUGGGUUUCCUUCGUGGGGGAGGAGGAGCGCAUGCCAGACCGGCUGCCGUCUUCCAUCAUCACAGCCAUGAUCACAAACACGUCCGCCGCACCCCCAUUACCCUCAAGGUCCCAGAACUCGAAAUCGAUAGUGAAAACGAGGACUCCACGGGACAAGUACCUCUUUUUCUCGGCCAAUUGGAAAGAAAAGAAAAAGCCCAUUUCCCUAUGUUUGGUCGUGUUAACCCUCAAAUGCUGCUUCAAGGGCCUCCUCAACAUCGUCCUUUUCCUUUCGGUCCGGAUCAGUCUUUUUUAGAUAAACUUGCAGAUUUGCCAAGGGGAGAAGCAGAGUUCAUUUGGAACAGACUGUAUGGCAAGGGUCGCAAUAAGGGGUCUGAAGAAUGGAGCGUUUCUGUUGAGGAAUAG